Podospora bellae-mahoneyi is the source of this 966-nucleotide messenger RNA. RefSeq lists its product as uncharacterized. Bases 1 to 966 code for a protein of 321 amino acids. The transcript has 4 exons. The record is from RefSeq and is a predicted model, not a curated record. NCBI's taxonomy places the organism in Eukaryota, Fungi, Ascomycota, Sordariomycetes, Sordariales, Podosporaceae.
AUGGCGAUCUUAAACCCCAUCAAAUCCUUAGACUCGCCUCCAACCUCAAACAAUAACUCAGAGGAGAACGCACCGGCCUGGGGCAGUUUGCCUGUGGAACAGUACAUUCUGCAAGGUGAUGCACUCGUCAAAGCAUUCAUCAACGAAGAUGUCACUGGAUCAGAGUAUCAGUCAACCACACACGUUCCAACUCAACAGGAAAUCAAUACCAUCUUGAAACCUUGGCGCCCGCAGAAAAUCCGCGCCAUUGCCGCUAAACGCCUGAGUAUCUCAUGGCCUGAUUUCAAGAAUGAAGGGUUUUGCGUCUUACGAACCUGGUAUCAGGACGGUGAAGAAGCCGACGCAAAACUGGAGGAGUGGUUUGGCUAUGAUGAGCUCAAGGGCUUGUCCGAGGUCGAGAUCGAGGAAACUUUGUUAAACCGCGACCGCCAAGGAGGGGACAAGAUGAAAAUGAAACCAAAGAAUAGGUGGUGGAUGGUCCUCGACGACAAAGACAUGAUUGAUAUCUUUCCUGAACUGGCGGCCCCUUCGGUGCAUCGGCGAUUGAACGUCAUUGACGCACUCGACAACCUGCACUUAGACGGCACCCCCUACCCGAGAAAGAGCGAGCCGAGCGAAGAGGCGUACGAGGAUGCAGUCCUGGAAGUGGCGAGUGGUGGUCUUCGAUACCCGCUUGUCAUCCUAAAUCAGGAGGCUUUCGAGACGGGUCAAAUAUACCUUGCGUGGAGGGAUGCCAAGGGAAAGGUGGUCAAGGAUAUCCGUGAUGACAUCGCAGGGUUGCCAUACCUUCAGCAUGAUAUCCAUCGUGUUUGUGCGUAUGAGAUAGGGUGGUGGACUGAGGCGUGCUUCGGAAAGCAAUACGACAUCCAUGGAGAAAAGGGAAAGAUGAUGCGGAAGCUGCUGCCUUUGGUGAAGGAAGCAGCGAAGCAGACGAUGGCACACAAUGCAGCGAUGUACGGAUGGUGA